CGGAUUUAAUAAAUCCGACGUACGUAAUAAUUAUGAGUAUAGUUCAUCACUCUCGUUUUCUCACACACGUCUCUACUUUUUCAUUUAUUUCAGUCAAUUGCUCUAAAAUCAUUAAUCAAGAUACUAAAUAGUUAGUAAAUAUCAGUUUCAUCAUCAAAGCCCGUACUUACGUUAUCAUAUGUGUACCGGGGUUAUAAAUUAAUCUCUCACGGUGGAAUUAUGACAUACAUAUGACGGUAUAUUUGCAAGUCAGCAAUACCAGAUUGCGUUUGUUCCUCAUUUCUUACACCAGACGAAUAGAGAUCAGGGGGUGACGGACGCAAAGGACGAGAAGUACACUAUAUGUAUCGCGUAUCGCAUUAUUCGUUCGGUACUCGUAGGAAAAGGUCGAUUCGUUGAUUCAUUCAAAAUUCACUCAAGAGACAAGACUAGGAGAAAACAAUGGAGAAUCCCUUCGCCACCAACAUCACGUUUAGUCAAGAAGCGGAGACUUUGGAUCGUUUUAUGUUCGGAUGGUUCGACUACACGCUCUUCAGUCUGUUGCUGCUCGUCAGCGUUCUUAUCGGCGUGUACUUUGGCUUCUUCAGCAAGCAAGACAGUACAACGGAAUAUUUUCUGGGUGGUAAACGGAUGGGAUGCUUUCCUGUCGCAAUGAGCAUCAUCGCUAGCCACAUCUCGGGUAUCAGCUUGCUGGGCAUCCCCACGGAAGUUUUUCAUCACGGAACUCAGUAUGCCGCGUGCGUCUUCACUGCAAUUUUCACUUCUGUGAUCACUUCUUACAUUUUCCUGCCAGUGUUCUACAAGUUGCAACUAACCAGUACCUUUGAAUAUCUGGAAGUGCGGUUCGCCAGACCAGUCAGAAUCCUUUCUUCAGUGCUGUUCACUGUCUCGCUCUUCACGUACUUGCCCAUUGUCGUCUACGUACCUGCCCUCGCCUUCGCCCAAGUCAGCAAUUUGAGCGUUCACGCAAUAACACCGAUACUCUGUAUCGUGUGCAUCAUUUAUACUAGCAUUGGCGGUCUAAAGGCAGUGGUAUGGUCGGACACUAUACAAUUUUCCGUAACCGUCGGAGGACUUUUUUCGGUUCUUGUACUGGGGAUAAUGUCUGUUGGUAGCGUUGGGGAAGUGUGGAGGAUUUCCGGCGAAGGCGGUCGUCUCAUUUUCUUUGACAUGGAUCCGAGUCCGUUCGCGAGGAAUACUUUUUGGGGUAUGACUAUAGGUAUGACAACAAUAUGGAUCGUUGACGCUAAACAAACAUCACUGCCGAAACAGGUUCCCAACAUUUCCAAGGUACAUAGCGGACUGGCGAUUACGGCGGUAGGAAUGAUAAUUGUCAAACUGAUCUGCGUGUUCACUGGAUUAAUCAUGUUCGCGAAAUAUCAUGAUUGCGAUCCUUUCCUGACCAAAUCGAUAAGUCGUACCGACCAGACUCUACCGUACUACGUAAUGGACGUUGCUGGACAUCUGCCAGGACUUCCGGGAUUAUUCCUAGCUGGUCUGGUGAGCGCUGCACUCGCGACUAUGAGCGCCAGUUUGAACACCGUGUCUGGUACCAUUUAUGAAGAUUUUAUAAAACCAUGGAUCCCGGAUAGUCCCAAGAAGGAAGUUACAGCCGCCAACAUUAUGAAGGGCAUCGUUGGGAUAGCCGGAGCGAUUUCAGUUGGUCUGGUGUUUCUGGUCGAACGACUAGGACCAGUCUUCCAAAUAGCUGUAAGUACGCGUGGCAUCACCGACGGACCCUCGUUGGGCCUGUUUGUAUUAGGAAUGCUAGUACCGUGGGCAAACACGAAAGGUGCGUUAUUCGGCGGUUGCGUUGGUCUUAUCAGCAUGCUUUGGCUGGUAGGAGGCACUCAAUGGUACACUAUGCAGGACAGAAUUAAAUAUGAUUCGUUACCCACAUCGGUGGCUGGUUGCCCAUAUCCGUUAAAUCAGACUUUUUCAACCACGAUAAGGCCUACUUGGAUGAACUCUGACGAGGAACCUAUGAUACUCUUUCAAAUAUCCUUCAUAUAUUAUAUCUUGAUAGGAGCGGGAAUCGUUGUCAUCGUCGGCACUAUCGCGAGUUACUUCUUCGGCGUAGAUCUCGAGGGCGUAGAUCCCGAUCAUAUUACACCGAUAAUGAAAAGAUUUCUUCCUUCUCGAAAAUAUGCCGAAGUCUCGUUAAGAGAAAUACCACCAUCGCUGGACAUUACGCUGGAAAAGACCUGCAAGUGAUCACGAUCGCAGUUUUGUGAUUAUUUAUGUCAGUGAUAAUGCAAGCUCAAUCCGAGAAAUUUUCCGUAAGUGAACGAUAUCUUGAUUCUAGAUUCUAGAAGAAUCUCCACAUCAAUCAUACAUGUAUGAUCACCAACGAUAUUUCCAACUUCCAAGUCAUCUGACCGGUCACGACAACGGACAAAGCAAAGGGGGUAGGUGCGUGCAGUAGGUCUCUUAUUGAUUAAUAGACGCAUGCGCCAACUAUCCUACCACACAUGGCACACAUGGCACACAUGCUAGAUCGCGGUUGUUUUCGAUUUCUCAUUGUCUGCAGUAUUGUUCCCAACGUCUGUUGCGACUGUGACUUCUCUUAUAUAAAAUAUUUUUAACCAGCAAAAGGACAUCAAGAGAAAUUGCGAGACAGAUGAUGACGUCGUAUUCUGGGACGGAAUAAUCAUCAUCAUCAUUAAAUUCCGCUCAACAUUGGGGAAAGAAGAACGUAGAAUUUUAGCUGUGCGAUUGCUAUUUUUAUAAUAAAAUUUGUCAAUGUUGUUAGGUGUCCACGAUUUCCAAGUUAACAAAUGAAAGAUAUUGAGAAGAGCGAUUUAUGUAAAUGUAAAUGUAAAUGUAAUACUUAAUUAUAUAUAAACGUAUGCUACGCAUGAUCCAAUGCGAUCGAAAUCUGCAUCUCCGUGGACGUUGAAGAUCAAGUUACGUCCCUGAAGAUCCCUGUGUUGAUCGGGGUUGCUCGCUCGGGGAUGAGGCCGCGUGUCGUGUCCUCCGCGCAGAUAUAGGAUGGCCGCGCCUACACGUGGACCGAGCAUCGUUGCGACUCGCGACGAAUGUAGAGCGUCAUCUAUUUCAAUCCGAUCAGGCUCAACGUUCAACAAGUACGAGUGCCGAUGUAUCUCGCGGUAUCAUUCCAGUGCAGAUUUAAUUCUCACGCCGUUACAAGCGGAUAACAUUUCCUCGUGUAACACCUCGUCGCGAGCAGUACCUACCUUCGAACGAUGAACCGAAUGGAUCACCAUCGGCACCGUCAGGACCGUGGUCAUAUCGACGUACACGAUUGACGUACAUGAAAGAUUACUACGUGACAAACUAAAAAGUGCUAUAACAAGAAAAUUUCAUCUGUGGAUACGUAUCCACAAGAUUCAAUAUCUCUUUGCAUCAGAGCAAGAGAUUUAUGACGGACGCCGCACGGUAGGCCAUUAUAUGAUGGAUUCUAAUUAAUUGUUAAAUAUCUGUCUAAAUAUUCUAAAUAAGCGAUUGCAAAGCGGUCGUAUCAAAGGAUAACUCUUAUUCUCUUCGUACAUUUUCGCCCAAUUUGACACUCAAAACUGAAUAAUCUAAAGCUAAAUAAUCACUGUUCACUGUGAACUUUUACAUGCUGAAUCACGUACAAUCAUCUACGAGUCUUACAUGUCUACAGUACAAAUGCAAACGUUUCACAUAAUUUCACUGACACUUGAAGAUUUAGUCAUGGUGCAAAUGUGACACUACAAUUAAUAUGGUUAAUUGUUCGAGGAAAGUCGAUGAAGCACAAGAAUUUGGAUAGAUUUGGCCGAUGAAGGUAAAUCUACUUGGAAGAAUUUUGAAAAAUCUCGGUUGUUGCUUGAUUGGCUAAUCGUUAAGCAGCAGCAAAACGGGUGGCAUGCCGAAACACAGCCGCGCCUCGCUUUUAAUAAUAGAUAAAAAGCGUAGGCAUUUGUGCCGGAAAAAGAACAGAAACCGAGAAUAUCCUCACAGAGAAAAGAUAGGAAGGGAAAAAGAGAGAGAGAGAGAGAGAGAGAGAGAAA
This is a messenger RNA of Acromyrmex echinatior (Panamanian leafcutter ant), 3995 nucleotides long. Its product is annotated as sodium-coupled monocarboxylate transporter 1. Gene Ontology annotation, biological process: sodium ion transport; transmembrane transport. Gene Ontology annotation, molecular function: symporter activity. The record is from RefSeq and is a predicted model, not a curated record. Gene Ontology annotation, cellular component: membrane. Lineage: Eukaryota; Metazoa; Arthropoda; Insecta; Hymenoptera; Formicidae.